Australozyma saopauloensis is the source of this 783-nucleotide messenger RNA. RefSeq lists its product as uncharacterized. Lineage: Eukaryota; Fungi; Ascomycota; Pichiomycetes; Serinales; Metschnikowiaceae. The transcript has a single exon. The record is from RefSeq and is a predicted model, not a curated record. Bases 1 to 783 code for a protein of 260 amino acids. Gene Ontology annotation, cellular component: cytoplasm.
AUGAAGGGCUCAAAUCAUUUAGUCAUACUACCUUGUCAUUCGAUUUGGAAAGGCGGUUCAUCUUUGGGAUUGGAUCAGGACGAGUGGUGGUUGGCACCUUUCCAGUACGAAGGCCAAGACCACCUCUGUUUUCGCGAGCAUAUCGAAGAAUGUGUUCGUCAAUUGAAAUCUAAUCUGAACGCUAUUUUGGUGUUAUCAGGUGGCCGCACGAAGAAAGAAGCUGGCCCCAUAUCGGAGUCAGAAUCAUACUACAACCUUCUUAAAUUACUAGCAGCUGAUGAUUUAGAGCUGAUUGGAGAUCGGAUUGUUCUUGAAGAAUAUGCCAGAGACUCGUUCGAGAAUGUCCUCUUCUCGCUAUGUCGAUUCAAUGACCUUACCGAAUCGUAUCCACAGUACAUAUCAGUGGUAGGCUUCGAGUUUAAAAGAACACGAUUUGUCGAACAUCAUUUAUCAGAGGCACUCGGGUUUCCUAAGGAACGAGUAUUCUACAUCGGCAAUGCACCAUAUCCUGGAAAAGAGAGUGAUCAUACCCAGUACUUCGAAGACUUAGACCAGGCAGAGAAAAAGCACGCCUUAGACCAUUUCAAGAAAGACUUUUAUGGGGUUCGCCAUCCGCUUUCAACGAAGAAGAACGGACGCAAUCCCUUUAACUCUACCCAUCAGUAUGCGUUGUCAAACCCGCAAUUGGAAGUAGUACUUCGAGAAAUCAUCAAGUCCGAAUCUACAAUGGAAAACGACGAUUUGCGCGAGUCAAUUAGCUCAUCAUGGUACAUCAGUCAUUAA